GCUAAAAGCAGCUGUUUCAGCUCAGCAAAUAGAGGAUGCUCGUAGUUCCUGCUCCUGCCCCGCUCUGCGUUGGCUUUAAGCGCUGGCGCCGUGUGGCGAAACGUAUCAGGUUUUGGCAAGAGCCAAAUGUGAAACGGACUCGCCCUGCGUGCUGGAAGUGACCCGCAGCUCAGCCUACAAUGCUUUUAAAGCUGUUUGUUUAUUUCUUUGGAAAACAAACAUUGAAAGUUAAUAAGCUAUGGAACAUGAGUUUACUCCGCUGGAAUGUCUCCUUCCCACUGGAAACCUGACGUUUUGCCUUUUGAUUCUUAAUCAGCCUUUGGACAAAGGUUACUUUCAUCCUCUGUGGAGCAAAGCCGUUCUAAGAGCUUGCGCUGAUGGAGGUGCUAAUCACCUGUAUCAUAUCACAGAAGGAAAUCAUGAGAGCUUCUUGCCUGAUUACAUCAGCGGUGACUUUGAUUCCAUUAGGCCUGAAGUCCAGGAAUAUUACAAGGUCAAGGGGUGUGAGUUGAUAGAGACACCGGAUCAAGACUUCACUGACUUCACCAAGUGCCUUCAGAUACUUCAGAAAAAGAUAGAAGAAAAAGGUCUCCAGAUUGAUAUGAUUGUGACCUUGGGUGGACUUGGAGGACGCUUUGACCAAAUCAUGGCAUCAGUGGAGACUCUCUUUCAUGCAACUAAUAUCACUCCCACUCCAGUUAUAGUUAUUCAAGAGUGCUCCCUCAUCUGCCUACUUCAACCUGGAAAGCACAAACUGUAUGUAAACACAGGACUUGAAAGCAAGUGGUGUGGCCUCAUUCCAGUUGGGAACCCUUGUGACAACGUUACUACGACGGGCCUAAAAUGGAACCUCAAAAAAAUGACUUCUGACGAGGAAACAAAGGGAAGCCAUAAGAGCGGUCGUGUUGUUUUGGGUGCCUGGAGCAUCUGGUGGAGAGCUAACCAUGUGCUAAAGUUUGGAACGCUUGUCAGCACUUCAAAUACCUAUGAUGAAUCUGGAGUUGUGACCAUAGAAACAGAUAAACCCUUGCUGUGGACAAUGGGUAUCAAAAAUAAGCAAAAUGUUUAAAAUUAUAACUGCCUUUCUUUCAGCUGACCAAAGACUUUAAACAUACUGGAAAAUUUCACUCAUUAACAGAAACAGAAUUACUGUGCCAGCAGUAAAAAAAAAUAAAUAAUUUUUUUUGGAGGAGCAGAAGGAAGGGAAAGACAAUGGAGAUCAAUCGGUCAAGUGAAAAAUCUUUAGGAAGAUAGUGACAAAACAGAAUAUCUCCUAUUAGUUCCAUGUGUAGGACACAUGCACUUCCUAAACCAGCAGCACUGAAGGGACUAAUGGGCAUAGACUGACCUACUUUAUUCCUUGCAGGAGUGUGUCCAUAUUAGGUUUUAAUAUUACUGUUAGAUCAAUGGUUGAAGAAUCUGUUCUCAAGUCAAAUUCUAAAUGAUGUAUUAUGUAUGUUCUUGUUUUGUAUAAGAAAACCUUGUGCUGUUUAAUGUGACUAGAACAGGCUGAUCAUCUACCCUGCUGUUUAGUAACAUAACUCAAGUGAAGUAGGCAAAAGCUAAUUGCAAAUUUUAAAGAAAAACAGCAAUAAAACCACUGCAGUGAAGUUUAGAAUAGAAGGCUGAGUAUUUCUUGUAAUGCUGCUCUGUGCUGCCAUUUUACUUCUACUUUCCAGCAUCAAGUACUAUUUACAAACUUCUAAUUAACAGACGGUAAGCAGCAUUAAACUAAUAAAGUGCUAGUUAGUGUGCAAGCUUUUAUAGAUUAAGUUUAGAUUUGUCACAACUGUAUGAGCUUUGUAUACAGAAGUUCAUGCAAGUUUUUUAAACUGGAUAAAGUUGCAUUUUAAUUUGUAAAAUUUGAACAGACUGCUGUGAUAACCAAACUGCUAUAUUUUCCUGUAAAGAGUUUGUUAGCGUAAGGUGGUACAGAAUGCAUGUGUCAUUGAAUAGAUGCUAAACACAACGGUAUAUAACAAAUUUCGUGCUAAUGUUAGUGUCAAGCUGCACCAUCUUGAAAAGCACUGUAAAGACACAUUAGUGGAAUCCAAAACUGUUUGGUAAGGAAGGAUAAGGGCCCUCAGCUGAUAGUGUGAUCUGUAAGUAUAUAUUUCAGUUGUUGCCUCUUUUAAAGAGAUGGUGUUUAGAACAAGAUCUGAAAAACUACCCUACUUUUUGUAAGUAAAACCAAAGGUUACUUCAGCUCAAAGACUAAAGUGAAGUCUUUUCAGCUUGCUUUAUGCUUCUGACGGCACAUUCCUUUUUGUAGGGGUCUCCACUCCCCUGAUUACAAGACACAAGACAGGAAAAUGGCAGUAGGUUAGUGUUUAAUAUGAAUGGAUUUAGAAUUAGGUUUUAGUACCACCUAAUGCUGGGCCAAUAUAUGUAAAGAAUUAUUCUACUGCUGAAAGCAGUAAACCAAGAAAGGCAGUUCAGUCACUUUACCUCACCUCAUACAAUGAGCAGCCAACAGUGACAAGUUAUUUAUUUACUGAACCUAGAGAGUUCAAAGACUCAGUAAAACAAAAUGAGACUAACUCAGAUGUCAAGCUUGUUUUAAAUCUUAACCUGGUUUAUAGCAGUAAAUAAACAAGAUACAGAUUUAUGGAAUAUUUUUAAACAACCCCCCCCCCCCCCCCCGCCCAUUGUCCAUCGCUCCAAACUUCAGGUAACAGAUCUUCUUGAUGAGUGUUCAGCCACCACUGUAGAACAAGAGAGUUUGAUCAGUUUCAAGUAAGACCACUAUCUUAAGUUACAUCAUCUCAUUCUAACUGGAACUAAAUCCCCACUAAAACAGCCUUAAAAACAGCACAAACAUUACACAGUGCCUUAGUCUCAUCUUUGCUCUGAGAGUUUUUUCUUAAUUUGAGGAUUAUCCCAAAGAGGCAGGAAACAUGUCAGAGGAUUCCAGUCACCCUCUUUUCUUUGAUUAGAUGGGAGAAGGGUCCUGGAACUUUUGUUGUAAUAUGCAUCCCUACUAGGGAAAUGGUUGAGAAUAACUUUGCCAAAAUGACUGCUUUUUUAACCAAUUAAGAAGUCUUAACUGAAGUGUUUGAAACCUUCAAUAUCCGUGAUUUUUGUAGUGCUACUUACCAGAUUGAUUUAAGCUUCAAUGUUCAUAUGCAAAAGCUUAAUACAUAAAUUGUGGUAUAUUGUACAAAAGUUAUGUAACAUUGGAAACACUGCUUUACUUUUAAUAAAGGUAUUUUUAGUACUAUUA
This is a messenger RNA of Mauremys reevesii (Reeves's turtle), 3223 nucleotides long. RefSeq names its product thiamin pyrophosphokinase 1 (gene TPK1). The transcript is spliced from 10 exons. NCBI's taxonomy places the organism in Eukaryota, Metazoa, Chordata, Testudines, Geoemydidae. The coding region runs from base 239 to 1069 and encodes 276 amino acids. Gene Ontology annotation, molecular function: thiamine diphosphokinase activity; thiamine binding; ATP binding. The record is from RefSeq and is a predicted model, not a curated record. Gene Ontology annotation, biological process: thiamine diphosphate biosynthetic process; thiamine metabolic process.